Caenorhabditis auriculariae is the source of this 10267-nucleotide messenger RNA. NCBI's taxonomy places the organism in Eukaryota, Metazoa, Nematoda, Chromadorea, Rhabditida, Rhabditidae. The record is from the annotation of a GenBank genome assembly.
AUGGUGCCAAAUGAGGCGUUCCAGAAACUCUUGUACGAUCUGUUCUGCCUCUGGCACGGCGUACAAAGGCAUUAUGAUCCGCCGAUAACGGAUUCAGAAGAACAGAGAAUGGACAAGGUAUGAAAGAAAAAUGGGAAAAAUGAUCAGAAAAUUGAUUUUAUUGAAAAUUUCAGCACAAAAUUCAUCAAAAAGUCGGGUCUGUUUCCAGGAAAAAUGUAGAAGCCUAUAUUUAUUUGAUAAAGUGAUAAGGAAGAUAACAAUCAUAACAAAGGGCUAUAGAAAAUCAAAAAGCUCACGAGAAAAACCCUAUUUUUUUUUCGAAUAAUGUUGAUUUUUUUCCGAUUCUUUUGACCUCCAAAAAUAAACGUUUCAGGUGAAAAACGCGAUUUGCAAGCUUCUGACGGAAAUCGACGGCCGUGUAAAUCGGAUCAAGCAGAACACUUCCUUGGAACUGAAAACACAGGUAUUUUUUGAAAAUUUUUGGGAAAAGGAGAUUUUUUCAUGAAAAUUCAGUUUUUUAGUCGAUAUUUUUCACUGUUUCUCGUUAAACUAGCUCUCAGAAUCAUCGAAAAACUUGCUUUUUUCCGAUUUUCAAGCUUAUUUUACAUAACCAAGACCGAAGAACAGUCGAAAUUUGGAUUUUUCCUUCUUCUAAAUUUUGAAAAUUGUGAAACAUUAGUUUAACUUCUUGCAAAAAAUUUUCAUGACACGUUUUUUUGGAUAUGAGAAGCGUAGGAAAUGUUAGAAAAAAAGUUUAAGCUAAUCAAAAAAAUCUUUUAAAGGAGCAGGGGAAAAUUUUUAAUACUGGUCUCGAAGCGAAGAGAAACGUAGAAAAAAUCUUUCAAAGAUCUUUGUUUGGGUGUUUUAAAGGAGCAGGGGAAAAUUUACAUACUGGUAUCGAGGCGAAGAGCCAUUUUUCACGGUUUUAAAGUCCUGAAAGUUUAUUACGUCUUUCAAACUCACAAGGAGGACUUGGGAAGAGUACAAGCGUGAAAAAUUAUUUUAAAAAACAGUUCGUUCCAAGAUUCCUAUUGGGGUGUUUUAAAGGAGCAGGGGAAAAUCUACAUACUGUUAUCGAGGCGAAAAGUCAUUUUUCACGGGUUUUAAAGUCCUGAAAGUUUAUUACGUCUUUCAAACUUCGCAGCGAGGAUUUUCGAAUAGAAGAAGGGUAUAAUAAAAAAAUAUUUAAAAAAAUAAAAUUCGUUCUAAGACCCUUUCAGGGGUAUUUUUAAAGGAGCAGAGGCAAAUUUCAGAAAGGUCUCGAGACGAAGAGUCAUUUUUUUCAGGUUAUUUAAAGUCAUUAAAGGUUGUAGAGUCAUUUAACUUCAUAGCAAGGAUUUUUUUGAAAAGAAGAAGGAUAGAAAAAAAUGAUUUUUAAAGAACAAAGUCCGUUCAAAAAAAUUUAAAGGAGCAGAGGCCAAUUUAAAAAUUGUCUUGAGGCGAAGAGCCAUUUUUUUGGGUUAUUUGAAGUCAAGAAAGGUUCAUGCGUACUCCCAGAAGGGAUUUUUGAACAGCUUUUGUUUUUGUUUUGAAAAUUCAGAAUUUUAGGGGCUCAAAAAAAAUUUUUCAUGUCUUCACCUGAGCUCUGCGCCUUCAAAAACCUCAGAAACUUGUCCUUAUUGGAAUUUUUCCAGGAUUUCUAUGAGGAAUGGACGAUGCUCACCUGGAACGUCUUGUGCAUCACCAGCCGGAUGCAGAACAGCUUGAGCCAGGUGAGCCGCGACGCGUCGCCCCGCCCACUUUGAUUUUAUCCAGGUCGUCGUGUCGAACGAGGACAAGAUGAUCUACUCGAGGCUCAAUCAAGCUCUCGUCGAACUCGUCAAUUAUUCCAGGUUUUCAGAAAAAAAAAAAUCUUUGGAAAGGUUGGAAAAUUCCCAGGGAGUUCCUGCCGUUCCCGGAGAGCAGCUUGGACCAGGAAUACGGGUUUUUGAAGGAGAAAAUGAGCGAGACCAUGAUGAACCUGCACAACUUGUACAGGUGGGAAUGGGAUUUCAAAAAAAUGUGAAUUUUGAAGGAGCAUAGCCUACAGUAUGACUCAUCGCGAAAUUAUUUUCAGAAAUCUUUAAAGAUAUUCCAAACUAAUUGAAAUUCUAGAAAAAAUGGUAGAGAAGUGAAUGGACUUAUACUUUUUUCGUAAUCUGCAAAAGAGCGAAAAUUUGAUGACGUCACCUGGAAUCAAAAAUGACGUCACUAGAUUGGAAGAUGACGUCACUAAGAAUAGAGAGUGACAUCACUUAGAUUGAAAAAAAUGACUUCAAUUUUAAUAGAAAAUGACGUCACUCGAAAUCAAAAAUGACGUCACUGGAAUGAAGAUGACGUCAAUUGGAAAGAAAAAUGACGUCACCGGGAUAGAAAAUGACUUCACUGGAAUGAAAAAUGACGUCACUAUAGUGAAAAAUGACGUCACUGGAAAAGAAAAUGACGUCACUCGGAAUGGAAAGUGACGUCGCUCAGAUUGAAAAAUGACUUCAAUUGGAAUGGAAAAUGACGUCACUGGAAAAGAAAAUCACGUCACUCGGAAGGAAAAAUGACGUCACUUGGUAAAGAAAAUGACGUCACUUGGAGUGAAAAAUGACGUCACUAAAGUGAAAAAUGACGUCACUAAAGUGAAAGACGACGUUACUGAAAUGAAAAAUGACGUCACUCGAAUAGAAAAUGACGUCAUUCGAAAUGGAAAAUGACGUCAUCACUCUCGGAUACAUUUUGUAGCUCUAGGAUCUCUAUGGAACUUUCUGACCAAAAAUUCAUCUAGUUCGACACUUUACAGUGAAAUUUUUAAAUGUAGCUAGUUUGAUGACGUCACUUAGAAGGAAGAAUGACGUCAUCAACAAUUCUUUCAGUCGCUUGUUUAGGAUCUCUAUUGGAUUUUUUGAGAAAUGAUUUUUUGCGUUUUCUAUUUAAUUCUCCAGCCUAUCUUAUUUCUCAUGCCAGAACAAUGAUCGUAACGAUGAUUUUCAACAGCCCAACCAAGGAAUCCGAAAUUUUCAGACAAAUGAACUCGGAGUUCAUCCAAACGCCGGACGACGUCGAACAGUUCCGACUGAUGCUGCAGCAAUUCGGCGAGCAAGUCCUGAUUCCCUGCAUCGAGCUCUUCAAGGGAUACUGUAACAAGCGGUGCCAGGAGCUCUGGACGACCGUCCGUGGGGCGCAGAUUCAGCGAAUGCGCGACCAAGGCCCCCUCCCCGACGACCCCGUCACCAACCUCGUCUCCUUCUACUCACAGAUGAUGUACGUCUUGGCCGUCCUUGGAGCCCGACUCCAAGGCUUCCGCUACGACCUGACCAUGAACAAAAAGGUCUCGAAGAGAAUAUGACAAGGGUUACGGUGGCUUUCCUUCAGAUGUUCGGAACCUUCGACCCGGUCUUGCCACUCUCCGAAGCCGUCUUUUCCGCCUUGGAGUUGCUCAUGUCGAACUGCGUCCUGGCCACGGAGCCGUCGACCUGCGCCAUUUUGGUCACGAAUAAUUUGUUCAGGUAUGAGGGGGUUGUAAAAGGCGGACGUUUUUAAAGUCACUGUUUGAAUCUUUUGACUCGCUUCCCAAUGGUAAAAAAUCAGAAAGAAGGUCACACAGAACAUUUUUAAUCUUUGAUAGUUCAAAAAUGAAGUUUUUGUAAAAUGCGGCUGGUUUUAGUGAUAGUAAUAGUGAAGACAUUUUGAGUAAUUGGAUGUAUAAAUUAUUUUUUAUCAAGCCAAUUUAUAAAGUUUCGAUUUUUAAUGCUUCAAUAUACACAUGAAAACGACAUGAAAAUAGAAAAUUUUCAGAUUUUAGGGUCGUAUUUAAAGUAUUUUACGGUUUCAGGGUAUGAAGAAGUACUUGAGAAACACUACAAGGGCCCCUAAGAUCGCCCCUAUAGGGACUACUAACUAAAACCCCCCUAUAAGGACCACUUUUGCAAGCUUUAGUGGUCCCUAUAGCGGAUUCACGGCUGACCUGAGCCAUCGGAAAAAGGGUCCUGACACGAUAAUGCACGAGAUAGUGCCUGGCUCGUGGAGAGCCCAGACAGGCCACGCCCCCUUAGCGUCCCAAGCUAGCCGUGAAUCGAAUAUAUCUGCUUGGUAAAUUUGUCCCUAGAAGAGACCCUCCAAGGGCCCCUAAGAUUGCCCCUAUAGGGCCCACUCUGGAGUUUCUAAGUUCACGGACUAUUUCUGAAUUUUUAGUAUGAACUGUGGCGCCUUGGCUCGCGGCGUCGUUUUCAAAGAUUUCGAGAUCCAAAUCGUGUCCGAGGAGACCGCCGAACAUAUUCAGGUUCAUUCUCAAGGAAUCUAAGCUGAAAACUCGUAAUUAUCAUUUUCAGUCGGACUUAACCCGACAACGGCUUCUCCAGCACCCCGGACCCAUCCAAUUGGCCCCUUCAGCCGCUCUUUUGGCGAUGAAACCGACGUCUGGAACUAAACGAAGCAAUGCGUCGAGUCAAGCCGGUAUAUUACUCUUUUUAGUACCGCAUGACCUUGUAGAAGGCUUGAGAUAGACUAGGAAAAAGAUUUUGGCAGAAUAAAGAAAAGUUUCUGAAAAAUGAAAUUUGUUAUAGACAGAUACUGGACCAUGAUACUAGAUUUCCCUAGGACCUCGUGCAAACCGAUUCUGAAGCACUAUGUAGUGGGCACUGAGAGGUCGGACGACAUCGCUAAAGUCCCUUGUAGGAAAUGCUCAGGAAACCGCGAGGUGCGAUACCCAUGUCCGAGUCCUGUGACUCUUUGUGACUCUCUCUGCGCCUCCCUGUCUCCUCGACGACCCUCUCUUGUUGACGCGCCGUAUUUUCGCGUUUCUCCGCGCUGGUGUGAGGGAACAUCAGAGAGACGCAGACAUCGCGAAAACUGAAGCGGAUGUACUAUGAUAGUUUUGAAAGGUCCUUCGAUUUCUAAGUAAACAAUGUCAGAUCGCUUGAAAAUGCGAUAAUAUUGUCUCAAAGUGGUUUUCUAUAUUAGAGAAUUUGAAUUUUUCUCUCAUGGCUCUAGGAGCUAUACAGUAGCCAUCAUUUUGAGUGUCUUGAAACAUUUUAGAAUUAUUGAUCUGACGUGUCUUUUCGAGCCUGGACAGUUGAAACAGACGCUCAGAAUGGUUUGAGUUUUCAUUAGGUAAAAUUCGAAAAGCUAAAAAUAUGAUAAGAGUUUUACUGAAUUUAACCUGUACUGAUCGAGUUUUACUGAACUAUAACCUGUACUGAUAAGGGUUUUACUGAAUGUAUAACCUGUAAAAGUUUGGUAACGGUUGCGCUUUGGAAUUCACUGCAUGAUUUAAAAGCGUUUCAUUGAAUUUUAGGUCAUAAUUUUUCCCGAUUCUAGCUUCAGGAUAUAUUUUUUUGCAUUUUCUGACUUAUGCUUUUCAGAGACUACUCAUGCUCUUUUAAAAAUAUUAAUUGAAGUCUCAAAAUUAAGACACGGCCAACAACACGGCGCACAAGAAAAGUGACGUCAACAGCAAGGAGAGCGUCAUUAUCUACCCGAUUUACAACAGCAAAAACCGGUAAUUUUCUGAUUUUUUUCCGGGAUUUUAUUCGAUUUUCCGUAUUUUUCAGGUACUGGGCAGCGACCUAUCCCCAUUUGCUCUGCACAACUCGACAGAAAGGACGACAUUCCACUCAUAGUUCCUUCCAAGUACCCGAAAAGCAAUAAGAAAACCUUGGAAAAAAAAAAAACAAUAUUUCAGGACUUAUCCCCAUCCGGCGCCAUGGACAAGUCCAACGGAAAACGGCCCAUUUUCUACUUCCACAUUAAAGCCACCAUGUUCAGGUUGGUGUCAAGGGCGCUCCAUUGAUAAUUCAGCCGAUUUUCAGUCCUUCUGGACGAUUUGCGACGGCGCACACCUUGUCAUUGCCUUUCACCAUUGCGACGAGGAGAAAUCAGGUUAUUUUUUGCAAAAAUUGAAUCAUAUUUGUGUUCCCGUGUCACCUUUUUCCACAGGAAAUCGGGUGAAAAUCAAAUUUUCAAUGUAGUCGAAAGGUUAUAAUCCUUGAAAAGACUCAAUUUUAACUCCAGAGUGGCCUCUAUAGGGGCAAACCUUAAGGACCACCAACCUCUAUAGUGACUACUAAAGCUUGAAAAAGUGACCCCUAUAGGGGACAUGCCUCUAACUUCAAGGGAAGAAGCAUUUCCAUGGGAAAAACUGAAUAAAUGAGCAUUUUUUCGAAUGAAAUUGAGAGACCCCUCCAGGGGCCACUUGAGCUUCAGGAGCUAAGAAGUCAGACCCUAAACCCCUAUAGAGACCACCUUAAUUUGACCCCUAGGGCCACUCUUUUUCUAACUUAUAGUGGUCUCUACCACUACUAGGGACUCGGAUCACCUGACUCCUAAGACCAGUCCGAUUUCUUGAAAACUUGACUUUGAAAUUUUUGAAGAUUUUCUACUGAAUUGUUAUUUUUUAGUCAAUUUCAAGCUUCAGAGAGACAAAAAAUAGCUUCUCGAUGUUUUUCUCAAGGGAAAUGGGUCCAUUUGAACCCAACCCUUCAAUGAAAACCAAUAAUUUUUGCAGGAUUGCCAAGUUCAACGGAUGAUGUCCUCCUACACGGCGACGAUAUUCUGGCUAUACGGUUGUAACAGUCAAGACGGCCUCCUGUUGAAUUGGAUCGAAUCCGGUAUUGAUUUGCCUCCCAAAAAGUUUUUGAGGUUAGCGUCCUCUAAAAUCGUUUGGUUUGAAAAUAGGUUAAAAACUAGUUUUGGAGCAAAAUGAGUCAUUUCUUUCAACUUACCAUUUCUGAAAAAUCAAUUUUGGAACUUUUUCUGAUUUUUGAACUUCUCUAGGAAUGCACUGGGACCAGUUCAAGCACCUCUACAAGCAGCACUCUGCAAGGUGAUAAUAUUUGAAAAUUUAACGAACUUAUUAAAAAGUUCAAAGAAGAUUCUGUAGAUUUUGGCCUCAUUCCUCAUCAAAAUAAUCGUUUUUCAAGGUCAAAUGCGGAUGUCCAACGUGACUUUGAUCGAUGGGCGAUUUCCUGACCUUUUGAAGGCUACAAGCUCAGUAGUCCAGAUUGUCGUUCCGGACGCGAUGCUUCAGUCAAUGGCGUUCAACGUCAGUUUGAUGAUUUAUAUACCGAAACGAAUAUAUAAACAAUUACAAUGAAAGAGCAGAGUCGAUUUUGCGCGUGAGUCGUAUUGUAGCCCAGUGCAAGCGGUGUAUGCACAAAGUGUUAGAUCUCACGCGCAUAUUCUUCGAGUUUGAUCUGGGUAUAUGUCAGAGCUGCGAAAAUCGAGCCUCCUCGCUGUUUGAGAUAAACUGCCAGCGAAAAAUGGGCUGCCGAAGAAAUUUGCAGAGAAAAAUCAGCUGAGAGGAAACGAGCUGCGAAAAUUUCGCCCGCCGUUGGCAGUGUUAAUCGCGCGACUCUGCGCUCCAUCGAGAACAGUAAACCGAAUUUCGUCCAUUUCGCGCUCAUUAGUAUCUAAAAAUAUAGUUUUUCUUGUUUUAUGUUGAAUGAUUUCAAACUACAUCGUUGUUGAAUCUUUUGAAAGCAAUUACUGAAAAUGUCAGAGUGACAAAACAUACAGAAAGUGACUAGCAGGAUAGUAAAAUUAUCUACAUAAUUUUUCUCCCGAUUUUGCGUUAGCGAACCAUUUAAAAUUUCUAUUUGCUCCGUUGCGUAUUGUAAAAUGAUGAGCAUAACAGAAAUAUCAGUUUAUUAAAACCUAGAACAAAUAGUGAGCAUGAUACAGGGUUUUCCGAUGAAAAUUGUCUUUAUCUUCGUGAAGUUGCGGAACCAAUACUGAACUUCUCCUCAUCGCAAGAAAUCAAUCCACUCUGAUUGCUUUUAAGCGUCCUGAAACCUCAUUAUUGAAAACGUGCGACUUUAUAGACUGACUUCGCCCGAUUUCAUUCGACGCAAGCGGAAAUUAAAUAAACUUUUCUGCACGAAAUCACAACAAAAUGAAAAAGAAAAUGGAUGAAAACAACAAGAAAGAUAACAAAAUAAUGAUUUUCCUUUGAAAAUUCAAAAUCUGUCAUCGCGCGCGUUAUCGGUGGAGCCGCAAUAUGUAGUCAACUAUUUUGCCAACGGUGGGCCACCCUCGCAGCUCGCUUUUCGCUGGCAGCUUUUGACAAGCUGGCUGUCUAUCAUCAGCUCAUUUUUCUCUAGCCGCCUGAUUUUCAACAGCUCUUGACAUAUACCCGCAAAAUUUUGCCAAAUUCUCUCUUUUGAUGUCGCUUUAUGUUGUUUUUAAUCUAUUUUCGAAUCGUUUACUAAUUUUUAGGGUUCCUGCGGAUCACUCUGAUACUGUAAUCAGAGAUCUCCUGAUUGGCGUAAUUUCGUCUACAAAGUCUCUUUAAAAAUAGAAAUUCUUUGUUUUGCAUCGCUGAUCGUCGUGCCGAUGGAAAUCUCACUUCAGAGAUCGUGACGUUCAAGAACGUACUUCAUGUCCACAUCUGCGGUACGAAUGUGGCAGUACAAAACGUCAGAUUUUCGGUAAAUAAAUAAUUAAGAAAAACUUCUAAAUUUUUCUAUUUUCAAGGUUUGGCGAGGAAUGUUGGAACUGCUCCAGAUUUUCCACGACUCGAGUGAAACAACGUCAGAAAGUUGUGAAAGCAUGGACUGUUGCUAGGAUUCUUAGAGUUUGAAGAGGUUUUUUUAACUUCUAGGGACUUUCGAAAGGCGCAAGCUCAUUUAAUUCACAACAAAUUUUUAAAUUUAAGAGGAAAAAAAUUGAAUUUUCAGGUCGACAAUCUUCUGGCCAAGCACAAAAGCGCCCUCAUCAUGCGGCUUUCCUUUCGUUACUGGAGGUUUAUCAAUGUAAUUAUGACAUUUUGACGGAUAUAUUGUUUAGGGAACAAUUUGCUUCACUGUCAAGUCGACAGCACACACGAUUGAUGCCAAUGCGACGAAGCCACUACAUUUGGAGCCGUUGGAUUUGAAAAGGCUACAACAGAAAUGCCUCAAGGAUUAUUUGAGAGAUAUCGCUGAUGCGGAAAAGGUUGGUAUUUUCGGUAUUUUCCGAACUUUUUCUUAUAUAUAAAGGUUAGAUUCAAGAAUAUUGAUUCAUUAAAGUUGGUCUUUCGGCGAAAAUUUUUGCUUUUUGCUAUUUUCCCUGCUUGAGGUUCUAUAUUUUUAAAUAGUCAAAGAUUUUCUGCUGUUAUAGAAUUUAAAUUUAGAUAUACUUCAAAAAAAAAGCUUUUUUUCUUUCCCUUCAGAAGUUUCAGCCUAAUCACACUCGAACGGUCGGAGAAUGUUAAAAUUGUGAAAUACAAUUAUCUUUAAAAUUUUUGGAUCAUCAGCCUAAUACAUAUGUAUACAUCGGUUUUUUAGUAGUUUCACUCAAUUUGGUUCUUGAAAAUGGGUUAAAUAUGUGAAUCUUUGAAUCUUUGUAUCUUUGUAGUCCAAUGAUAGAAAUUUGGUGCUUUAUGAAAAUUUUCAAGCUUUCAAACUCAGCUACUGUUUAUUUUUAUAAUUCGAAUUUUGUGUUGCAUAUACCUGCCUUAUCAUCUGAAACCUUCAAAUUCCAGGUCAAAUACAUCGUCAACGCCAAUCUGGAAGUCGUCCGGAUCAGCGAAGUCCUGGCGCAGCUCGGCGAGUCUCAGGCCUCCAAUGGCACCGCCGAAAGUCGGGACAUCUCCAGUAACAUCACUCACGUCGGCGACAUCGACACCAUGCAGCAUAUCAGGUUUGAAAAUAAGAGAAUAGAAGAAAAAAACCAUCCAGAUUCACAGCGAUGCGAAUAGCUGUCGUCACCUGUAAGGUCAAGCCACCUUCCGCCGAUUUCGACCAGCUUGAUGACGAUCGCGACCGGUUCGACGUCUUUUGAUCAACUCCUACAAAAUCGAAUAUCUUUCAGAGGCUUGAGCGGUCGGAUCUUCACGUCACAGGAGGACGACUUCUUGCGCGAGCUCGUCCAGCUCGCCAACUACCACGGCAAGACCAAGCAGGACGUCCUGGACGCCUUGGACUACGUGCACGACACCAGGUUCACGGCGACGAGGAAGACGUCGUCGCUGUACGAUGGGUCCGCGGGGGGAGCGACUUCUUGCCUCGUCACGCCAGUUAUUUCGCCACGGCCGCCGAAGGUGAGUGGACAUAUGGAUUUGAUGACGUCAUUCCAGAAAAUUGGGUUGGGUAUGACGUCAUGCGUUUCCUUUUUAGGGCUUCUGUUAGAUUUUGAACGAAAUUUAAAACAGAACUUCACGGUUUUUGUGCUUCUUUUGGCUCCAUUCCAACUUCGAGUUUUUUCAAACUUUCAAUUUAUACCUUUUCAGUUCCAGCCGCCGUCACAGUUACCUUCGCCUAACUCCGCGACUCCGCCCCUCUCCUACAGUAAUCUCUACGAUCACCCCAACACCUUCGAGUACUAA